CGGUUUAAGGAUACAACACCACUCCCAAAUCUCCUCCCCUCCAAAAUAAUACUCUCAGACCCUAAGAAUGGUGACAACGAAGAAGAGCGAAAGCAGCCUCAAGUUUCUCUGUAGUUACGGCGGUAGAAUACUUCCUCGCUCUAUCGACGGGAAGCUCCGUUACGUCGGCGGUUUCACCAGAGUCCUCUCCGUUGUUGAUUCCAUCUCUUUCUCAGAGCUAAUGGUGAAAUUGGAGGAGUUCUGUGGAUACGCCGUUGAUCUCAAGUGCCAGUUACCAGACGGAGAUCUCGAGACACUGAUCUCCGUCAAGUCAGACGAAGAUCUCACGAACAUAGUAGAGGAAUACAAUCGCGUCUACGGAGGCAAGAUUCGAGCGGUUUUAUCUACUCCUAAGCAUGUAUCGCCACCAUCGAGCGGCGGCGAUGUGUCACCGAAAUCUCCUUUCUCCGUCGUCGCUUCUCCUUCGCCUCCGCCGGCGUAUAGAAGGUUUCCACUAUCUCGUUAUCAGAUGGAGAAUCUCCAGAGCGGAAUAUUCCGUAAGCGAGCGGAGGAAUAUUCGCGUUGCUGUAAAUGCCGUGUGCAGAACAUAGACUCCAAUCUCAUUUGGCAUUGACGCUGACGGUCGUCAAAUCGAAUAGACUAAAUAAUAAAUAAUUUUGGAAAAAAAAAAACAGAAGUUUAUAUGGUCGUUGAUGUGAUGGUUGUUAUGAGAAAUUAAGGAAUAACUAAAGUUUGUAGUCGGAAACAUCAUUCGGGUGAACCGGAGAAGAAGACGGGAGUUUUUUAAUCUUCCGUUAGCUUUCUUGUUAAGAUAUCUGGGAAACGUACAACGUUAGUUUUUUUUUUCAAUACGUGGUACGUUGCGACCGUUCUAGUUGUGAAACGUGUCAAUCUCGGACGCGAGUAAAUGUGGUGUUUUGUGGAUCAGUGGAUGUCUUUCUUCACACGUGUAUGUAUGCCUGUUAGACUGUGACUCAGUGACACUGAGGUUUGUUCUUUCUCUC
Brassica oleracea var. oleracea is the source of this 1004-nucleotide messenger RNA. RefSeq lists its product as uncharacterized. Lineage: Eukaryota; Viridiplantae; Streptophyta; Magnoliopsida; Brassicales; Brassicaceae. The transcript is spliced from 2 exons. The record is from RefSeq and is a predicted model, not a curated record. Bases 68 to 613 code for a protein of 181 amino acids. Gene Ontology annotation, molecular function: protein binding.